AUGUCGCCCGCAGCCUAUCACAGCAACGGGUAUCCUUCCCUUUACAAGGAACACCCAGCUUCCCAGAAAUCUGCUUCAACUGGUUGUUAUGACAACGGGAAACACUAUCAAAUCAACCAACAGUGGGAGCGAACUUACCUGGGCAAUGCUUUGGUUUGUACCUGUUACGGAGGAAGCCGAGGUUUUAACUGUGAGAGUAAACCUGAAGCUGAAGAGACCUGCUUUGACAAGUACACCGGGAACACUUACCGAGUGGGUAACACCUACGAACGCCCUAAAGACUCCAUGAUCUGGGACUGUACCUGCAUCGGGGCCGGGCGAGGGAGAAUUAGCUGCACCAUUGCAAACCGAUGUCAUGAAGGGGGCCAGUCCUACAAAAUCGGUGACACUUGGAAGAGACCGCAUGAGAGUGGCAGUUACAUGUUAGAGUGCGUGUGCCUUGGAAACGGCAAAGGAGAGUGGACCUGCAAGCCCAUAGCGGAGAAAUGUUUUGAUCAUGCUGCUGGGACUUCCUAUGCCGUUGGGGAGACCUGGGAAAAGCCCUACCAGGGCUGGAUGAUGGUGGACUGUACCUGUCUGGGGGAAGGCAGUGGGCGCAUCACCUGUACCUCUCGAAACAGAUGCAAUGAUCAGGACACCAGCACAUCCUACAGGAUUGGAGACACGUGGACCAAGAGGGAUCACCGGGGCUUCCUGCUGCAGUGCGUCUGCACAGGCAAUGGCCGAGGGGAGUGGAAGUGUGAGCGGCACGCCUCGGUGCAGACCGCGUCCUCCGGCUCCGGAGGCCCCUACACCGACGUCCGAACAGCCGUGUACCAGCCCCCUCCGCACUCGCAGCCCACUCUGUACGGCCACUGCGUCACGGACAGCGGCGUGGUGUACUCGUUGGGGAUGCAGUGGCUGAAGGCCCAAGGCAAUAAGCGAAUGCUGUGUACUUGUCUGGGCAACGGCGUUAGCUGCCAAGAGACAGCGGUCACGCAGACGUACGGUGGCAAUUCCAACGGGGACCCGUGUGUCUUGCCGUUCACCUAUAAUGGCAGGACUUUCUACUCCUGCACCACCGAGGGGCGUCAGGAUGGCCAUCUCUGGUGCAGCACGACUUCAAACUAUGAGCAAGACCAGAAGUACUCUUUCUGUACCGACCAUACUGUCUUGGUUCAGACGCGAGGUGGAAAUUCCAAUGGUGCCCUGUGCCAUUUCCCUUUCCUGUACAACAACCAUAACUACACCGACUGUACCUCCGAGGGCAGGAGAGACAACAUGAAGUGGUGUGGAACCACCCAGAACUAUGAUGCUGACCAGAAGUUCGGGUUCUGCCCCAUGGCUGCUCACGAGGAAAUCUGCACAACCAACGAUGGGGUCAUGUAUCGCAUUGGGGACCAGUGGGAUAAGCAGCACGACAUGGGCCACAUGAUGAGGUGCACCUGCGUCGGAAAUGGCCGUGGGGAAUGGACUUGCGUCGCCUACUCCCAGCUCCGAGAUCAGUGCAUUGUCGAUGACAUCACUUACAACGUGAACGACACCUUCCACAAGCGUCACGAGGAGGGGCACAUGCUGAACUGCACCUGCUUCGGCCAGGGCCGAGGCAGAUGGAAGUGCGACCCCAUUGAUCAAUGCCAGGAUUCAGAAACUCGGACAUUUUAUCAAAUUGGAGACUCAUGGGAGAAGCACGUGCAUGGUGUCAGGUACCAGUGCUACUGCUAUGGCCGCGGCAUUGGAGAGUGGCAUUGCCAGCCUUUGCAGGCCUAUCCAGGCUCGACUGGUCCGAUCCAAGUAAUCAUCACUGAGGGCCCCAGUCAGCCCAACUCUCACCCCAUCCAGUGGAAUGCACCAGAAUCAUCUCAUAUUACCAAGUACAUUCUCAGGUGGAAACCCAAAAAUACACAAACCCGUUGGAAGGAGGCGACCAUUCCUGGCCACUUAAACUCCUACGUCAUCAAAGGUCUGAGGCCAGGUGUAAUCUACGAGGGACAGCUCAUCAGUGUCCAGAAGUAUGGCCAACAGGAUGUCACACGCUUUGACUUCACCACCACCAGCACGAGCUCAUCUACGACCAGCAACACGGUGACCGGAGAGACGACACCCUUCUCUCCGUAUGUGACCACUUCUGAAUCUGUGACUGAAAUCACCGCCAGCAGCUUUGUGGUCUCGUGGGUCUCGGCUUCAGACACCGUGUCAGGAUUCCGGGUGGAAUAUGAGCUGAGUGAGGAGGGAGACGAGCCGCAGUACCUGGAUCUACCAAGCACCGCCACUUCUGUGAACAUCCCCGACCUGCUCCCUGGCCGGAAGUACAUCGUCAAUGUCUAUCAGAUCUCUGAAGAAGGGGAGCAGAGUUUGAUCCUGUCUACCUCACAGACAACAGCUCCUGACGCACCUCCUGAGCCUUCUGUGGGUCAGGUGAACGAUACCUCCAUUGUGAUGCACUGGAGCCGGCCUCAGGCACCCAUUACAGGCUACCGCAUCGUCUAUUCACCAUCAAUUGAAGGGAGCAGCACAGAGCUGAACCUCCCUGACACGGCCAGUUCCGUCACCCUCAGUGACUUGGAGCCUGGUAUUCAGUAUAACAUCACUAUCUACGCCGUGGAAGAAAAUCAAGAAAGUACUCCGGUGUUCAUCCAACAGGAAACCACUGGGAUCCCACGUGCAGGUCAAGUCCCCCCUCCCCAGGACCUGCAGUUUGUGGAAGUGACAGACGUGAAGGUCACCAUUAUGUGGACACCCCCACCGAGCACGGUGACUGGCUAUCGCGUGGAGGUGAUCCCCACCGAUCUCCCUGGGCAACAUGGGCAACGGCUCCCUAUCAGCAGGAGCACCUUUGCUGAGGUCAACGAUCUGUCCCCUGGGGUCACCUAUUACUUCAAAGUCUUUGCGGUGAAUCAAGGCAGGGAGAGCAAGCCUCUGACUGCCCAACAGACGACCAAACUGGAUGCUCCCACUCACCUUGAAUUUACCAAUGAAACGGACUCAAGUGUCCUGGUAAAAUGGAUCCCACCACGGGCGCAGAUAACUGGAUACAGACUGACCUUGGGCCAGACUCGGGGAGGCCAACCCAACCAGUACAAGGUGGGCCCGUCAGCCAGGCAGUACCCACUGAGGAAUCUGCAGCCUGGCACCGAGUACACGGUAAACCUUGUAGCUGUCAAAGGCAACCAGCAGAGCCCCCAAGCCACCGGAGUCUUUACUACUCUGCAGCCUCAAGGUUCUAUUCCACAUUACACCACAGAGGUGACUGAGACGACCAUUGUGAUUACCUGGACACCUGCGCCAAGGAUUGGUUUUAAGCUGGGUGUACGGCCGAGCCUGGGAGGGGAAGCACCACGAGAGGUGACCUCAGACUCAGGAAGCAUUGUGGUGUCUGGCCUGACCCCUGGCGUGGAAUACACUUACAGCAUCUCCGUCCUGAGAGAUGGGAAAGAAGGAGAUACGCCCAUUGUCAAUACAGUUGUGACAUCAUUGUCUCCACCAACCAACUUGCACUUGGAGGCAAACCCGGACAACGGGGUCCUCACUGUCUCCUGGGAGAGGAGUACUACGCCAGCAAUAGAAGUGCCCCAACUCACUGACCUAAGCUUUGUCGAUAUAACCGAUUCAAGCAUCGGCCUGAGGUGGACCCCGCUAAACUCUUCCACCAUUAUUGGGUACCGCAUCACAGUAGUUGCGGCAGGAGAAGGUAUCCCCAUUUUUGAAGAUUUUGUGGACUCCUCAGUGGGAUACUACACAGUUACAGGGCUGGAGCCGGGCAUUGACUAUGACAUCAGCGUCAUCACGCUCAUUAAUGGCGCCGAGAGUGCCCCUACUACACUGACACAGCAAACGGCCGUCCCUCCUCCCACUGACUUGAAAUUCACCAACAUCGGUCCAGACACCAUGCGCAUCACCUGGGCCCCACCUUCGUCUAUCGAACUGACCAACUUCCUGGUGCGGUACUCUCCCGUGAGGAACGAGGACGAUGCUGCGGAGCUGUCCAUCUCUCCUUCCGACAAUGCCGUGGUCUUAACAAAUCUCCUGCCUGGAACAGAAUAUUUAGUCAGUGUCUCCAGCGUCUAUGAACUGCACGAGAGCACUCCGCUGAAAGGAAGGCAGAAGACAGGUCUUGAUUCCCCAACUGGCGUUGACUUUUCUGAAAUCACUGCCAACUCUUUCACUGUCCAUUGGAUGUCUCCGAGAGCCACCAUCACUGGUUACAAGAUCCGCCAUUAUCCCGAGCACACGAGCGGCCGACCUCGGGAAGAUAGAGUGCCUCCCUCUCGGAAUUCCAUCACCCUCACCAACCUCCUACCGGGCACGGAGUAUGUGGUCAGCAUCACGGCUCUCUCCGGCAGAGAAGAAAGUCCCCGCUUGGUUGGCCAACAAUCAACAGUUUCUGAUAUGCCGAGGGACCUGAAAGUUAUUGCCACAACCCCCAACAGCUUGCUGCUCAGCUGGGAAGCUCCUGCCGUCACGGUGAGGUAUUACAGGAUCGCCUACGGAGAAACAGGAGGAACUAGCCCCGUUCAGGAAUUCACAGUGCCUGGGAGCAAGUCUACAGCCACCAUCACCGGCCUUAAACCUGGAGUAGAUUACACCAUCACCUUAUACGCUGUCACUGGCCGUGGGGACAGCCCAGGGAGCAGCAAGCCUGUUUCCAUUGAUUACCGAGCAGAAAUAGGCAAGCCCUCCCAGAUGCAAGUGACUAACGUUAAGGACGACAGCAUUAGUGUCAGAUGGCUGCCUUCAAGUUCCCCUGUAACCGGUUACAGAGUGACCACCGCUCCCAAAAAUGGCCAUGGACCAUCGAAAACCCAAACUGCAGGCCCAGAUCAAACAGAAAUGACCAUCGAGGGCCUGCAGCCCACAGUGGAGUAUGUGGUUAGUGUCUACGCUCAGAAUAAAAAAGGAGAGAGUCAGCCUUUGGUUGAGACUGUAGUCACCAGCAUUGAUCGCCCUAAAGGACUGGCAUUCACUGAUGUGGAUGUCGAUUCCAUCAAAAUUGCUUGGGAAAGCCCACAGGGGCACGUUUCUAAGUACAGGGUGACCUACUCGAGCCCUGAGGAUGGAAUCCAUGAGCUAUCCCCUGCACCUGACGGUGAAGACGACACUGCAGAGCUGCAAGGCCUCAGGCCGGGUUCUGAGUACACCGUCAGUGUGGUUGCCUUGCACGAUGAUAUGGAGAGCCAGCCCCUGACUGGAACCCAGUACACAGCCAUUCCUGCACCAACCGAUCUGAAGUUCACUCAGGUGACACCCACAACUGUGAGUGCCCAGUGGGUAGCACCCAAUGUUCAGCUCACUGGAUAUCGAGUGAGAGUGACCCCCAAGGAGAAGACUGGACCGAUGAAGGAAAUCAACCUUGCUCCUGACAGUACAUCCGUGGUAGUAUCGGGACUCAUGGUGGCCACCAAAUACGAAGUCAGCGUGUACGCGCUUAAGGACACCCUCACAAGCAGACCGGCUCAAGGCGUCGUCACCACUCUGGAGAAUGUCAGCCCUCCCAGACGGGCCCGGGUGACAGACACAACGGAGACCACCGUCACCAUUAACUGGCGAACCAAGACCGAGACCAUUACUGGCUUCCAGGUCAACGCCGUCCCAGCCGGCGGCCAGACUCCCAUUCAGAGAACCAUCAGUCCAGAUGUCCGAAGCUACACCAUCACAGGUCUGCAGCCCGGCACUGACUACAAGAUCUACCUGUACACGCUGAAUGACAAUGCCAGGAGCUCACCCGUGGUCAUUGACGCCUCCACAGCCAUCGAUGCACCAUCUAACCUGCACUUCCUGGCCACUACGCCCAAUUCCCUACUGGUGUCAUGGCAACCACCUCGUGCCAAGAUUACUGGCUACAUCUUCAAGUAUGAGAAGCCUGGAUCCCCUCCCAGAGAAGUGAGCCCUCGGCCCCGGCCUAGUGACACGGAGGCUACUAUCACUGGUCUGGAGCCAGGAACCGAGUACACAGUCUACAUCAUUGCUCUGAAAAACAACCAGAAGAGUGAGCCGCUGAUCGGGAGGAAAAAGACAGUUGAAAAGACCCCCUUCAUCACCCAUCCCGAGUAUGUCAAUGGAAAUGGUAUUCAGCUUCCUGGCACUUCCAGUCAGCAGCCCAGUGUCGGGCAACAAGCGAUCCAUGAAGAGUAUGGUUUUAGGCGGACCACACCACCCACCACGGCCACCCCUGUUAGGUGGCCAAGACCAUACCCGCCGAAUGUAGGACAAGAGGCUCUCUCGCAGACCACCAUCGCGUGGACCCCAUUCCAGGAAAGUUCUGAGUACAUCAUUUCCUGUCAGCCAAUUGGCACUGAGGAUGAACCCUUACAGUUCCGAGUUCCUGGAACUUCAACUAGUGCCACGCUGACGGGCCUCACCAAAGGGGUCACCUACAACAUCAUAGUGGAGGCUGUGAAAGACCAGCGGAGGCACAAGGUUCGCGAGGAGACUGUGACUGUGGGCAGCUCUGCCAAUGAAGGCCUGGCCCCAAACAUGGACGAAAUGUGCUUCGACCCCUACACGGUCUCCCACUACACCAUCGGAGAGGAGUGGGAGCGUUUGUCUGACUCUGGCUUUAAGCUCUCGUGCCAGUGCUUAGGCUUUGGCAAUGGUCACUUCAAAUGUGACUCAUCUAAGUGGUGCCACGACAAUGGUGUGAACUAUAAGAUUGGCGAGAAGUGGGAUCGGCAAGGGGAUAAUGGGCAGAUGAUGAGCUGCACGUGUCUUGGAAACGGAAAAGGAGAAUUCAAGUGUGAUCCCCAUGCAGCUUCGUGUUACGAUGACGGGAAGAUGUACGUUGUAGGGCAACAGUGGCAGAAGGAAUACCUCGGGGCCAUCUGCUCCUGCACCUGCUUCGGAGGCCAGCAGGGUUGGCGCUGUGACAACUGCCGCAGACCUGGGCCUGCAGCUGGCCCCGAGGGCUCCAGAGGCCCUUCCUACAGCCAGUAUUCCCAGCGGUACCCUCAGACGAACACUAACGUCAACUGCCCGAUUGAGUGCUUCAUGCCUUUAGACAUACAGGCUGACAGAGAUGACUCCCGAGAAUAGUGUUACCAACCCAGAGGAACAAGCCGCAUCUCUGUCCAGAGCCACCCAAGCUGGAGUGGAGUUCCUGUUUGCUUCUUUCUUAAGCCCUUUGCUCUGCAGUGACCUCUCCAGCUUCAGCUCCACUAACAGCUUCUCCAAGCCUCACCCUGGGAGUGUUUUGAGACUUUUCUGGUGAACGAGGGUGGGGAGGUUGCCCGCUCUGCUCCAAAGUGUUCGAUUCCACUCAGCGUUCUGAAAGAAAUGAUUCUAUCUUGUGGUGUGGUUGGAGAUCCAUCCGGAAGCCCAGGCGGCCCACCAAGAUGCAAAUUGUACUGAAAUGAUGUGACCAAAAAGUUAAGUAGGAAAGUUACCCAAACACUUCCGCUUUCACUGAUCCGCCUGGCCCGCAACACUAUUGGAACGCCAUGUCCUUACUCCUGUGACCUUCAAACAUGCACAGUGCUCAUCUUUCCCCAGAUGAUUCUAGUAAUUGCCUAGAAAUAUUCUCGUACCUGUUAUUUAUCAAUUUUUCCCAGUAUUUUUAUAUGGAAAAAAUUGUACGGAAGACAUUUAGUAUACAGUUGAUAAGAAAUUUGGUAUAAUUAUGGUUGGUGAUUAUUUUUAUACUGUACGUGCCAAAGCUUUACUACUGUGGGAAGACAACUGUUUUAAUAAAAGAUUUACAUUCUACCA
Molecule: messenger RNA, 7680 nt
Organism: Echinops telfairi (small Madagascar hedgehog)
Lineage: Eukaryota; Metazoa; Chordata; Mammalia; Afrosoricida; Tenrecidae
Gene: FN1
Product: fibronectin 1
Exons: 47
Coding region: 1-7008 (2335 amino acids)
Cellular component (GO): extracellular region
Molecular function (GO): protein binding
Source: RefSeq, a predicted model, not a curated record